CCUGAGACAUAUUUAGGAGGUCACAAUCGACCGUGCAGUGGCUGACCAAACAAGAACAGAUUGGAAACAAGCAACAAAGAACCACCAGAAUAGGCCAAGACUCCUGUUGUUCAAAAAUGGUGAUCCUAUGGAAAGCGAGGGACCCCGGCAUGAAGAAGCUUCUGCCGUGAGAGAAAAACGAAGGCAACUUUUACGGUACCCUGGUACUCUCACACUGCGCGGUGGAGUACCAGACGGAUCUGACCGUCUGUGCUUCUGGACUAGUUUAAAUUUUAAUUUUCUUCAAGUAUUAAAAGAACAAAGUGCAUUAAUUUGCACUUUAACCCUACGUACAAUUUGGAUUCAGUACUUCUCCUUUGGGCCAACAAAGGAGUGCAAACCAUGGUUAGUGCCAAGAGGCUUGCCCAACUGGCAAAAAAGUGGCAGCAGAUGGCGGCCAUGGGGAGGAAGAGGAUCACACAGACUACAACGGCGAAAAGAGCCGCCAAGGAGAGCUGUGCGACAACCUCAGUAGCGGUGAAGGGACACUGUGUGGUGCACACCUCUGAAGGGGAAAGGUUCGAGGUACCAGUGUCAUACCUAGGCACCGCGGUCUUCGGCGAGCUCCUGAAGAUGUCUCAGGAGGAGUUCGGGUUCGGAGGCGGCGACGAAGGCCGCAUCAUUCUGCCCUGUGACGCCACGGUCAUGGAAUACUCGAUGUGCUUGCUCAGGAGAGACGCCUCCACGGAAGUAGUGAAGGCAUUCCUGAGCUCCAUUGCAAGGCCAUGCAGCUUUGAUGGCAGUGUGGUGGCACCAUGCAUAGGGCUUAACCUGCUUGUGGCGGUUUGUUAACUUCUGAAUAAUGGCAGCUAGAUAGGAUCCUUGUUCUGGGCACCAUUUUUGUUCGAUGCAAGAUGUAAAUAUGAAGUUAGUAGAUCAGAAA
Molecule: messenger RNA, 922 nt
Organism: Lolium rigidum
Lineage: Eukaryota; Viridiplantae; Streptophyta; Magnoliopsida; Poales; Poaceae
Product: auxin-responsive protein SAUR36-like
Exons: 1
Coding region: 382-831 (149 amino acids)
Biological process (GO): response to auxin
Source: RefSeq, a predicted model, not a curated record